UCCACAAUAUCAUCCACCAUGGCGCGCAACUCGGAAAAGGCGCAGUCGAUGCUCUACCGCUUUCGAGAGCAGCAGUCUGUCGAGAUGGGGCUUGGCAACCGGCGCGCGGGCGAGCGGCGGCCGCGCGUCGCGAGCUCCGUCUCAAGUCUGCGCGAGUGUGAGCGCUGGCGCGGCGACAUCAUGCGCGAGAUCAGCCGCAAGGUGUCCAAGAUCCAGGACUCGUCGCUCACAAACUACGAGGUCCGCGACUUGAACGACGAGAUCAACCAGCUGCUGAAGGAGAAGCGGCAUUGGGAGUCGCAGAUCGUCGCGCUCGGCGGCGCCAACUACAAGCGCGCGACUAUGUCUAUGGUCGACGAGGCAGGGCGUGAGGUGCCGGGCACGCGCGGGUACAAGUACUUUGGACGGGCGCGCGAGCUUCCCGGCGUGAAGGAGAUGUUUGAAAAGGGCGCCAAGGCAGCGACGGAGGAGUCGGCGCGCAACACGAGCUUCCAGAUGUUCCGAAACCAGGGGACAGAUUAUUACGGCGACCUUGACGAGAUGGAUCCGUCUCUGGCUGGCGAGGAGGACGCUGCGGCGAGGAAAGAUUGGGAAGAGGCGUCGCGUGCUGCCGCCGAGCUGCUGGGGGAGGAUGUUGCGCUGCCAUAUCCUGAGCCUGUUGCGCCGCCACCGCUCGAGGGAUCAGGCGAAGGCGCGAAGCGCAAGUCGCCCGAGCCGGACGAGGAUGAGCCAGAGACCAAGAGCAAGGGCAAGAAGCGGGGGAAGAAGGGGAAGAAGCCGCCUCCACCACCGCCGGGCGGGCCGGGCUCUAUGCCGAACCCCGCUGGGGCGCAGGUCGCGGCGUUCAUGAGCGUGUUCGACCCGCGGAGUUUGCAGGUUCCGGAGCUCCCGGACACAGAAGGGAUGGGGCGGAUUCUGCUGGAGAGGAGGAAGGACAAGGUGCGCGAGCAGUAUGGCGUGUAGCACUAGGGUUUUUGGCAUGUCACGGUAGAGGGCUAGAUGCAUCAUCAGUGGGAGUCAUGAU
Molecule: messenger RNA, 1024 nt
Organism: Cutaneotrichosporon oleaginosum
Lineage: Eukaryota; Fungi; Basidiomycota; Tremellomycetes; Trichosporonales; Trichosporonaceae
Biological process (GO): mRNA 3'-splice site recognition; generation of catalytic spliceosome for second transesterification step
Cellular component (GO): Prp19 complex; post-spliceosomal complex; post-mRNA release spliceosomal complex
Source: RefSeq, a predicted model, not a curated record